AUGUGGAGCAGACUUGUGCUGACAGCCGGCCGCUUCCCCGGGGGGACCUGCCCCUGUGGGACGGGAAGCCCUCUGAAGGGCCCCAUGCACGUUGGUCUCAGAAGCGCUUCGGGGUUGAGUGGAGACUCGGCACCACACGAAGAAGACGCAGAGCAUCCUCAGGUGGCCCAGGGACCAGCCGGUCUGCAGGUUACCCUCCAGGGCGGCAUCUUCCUUGGCUUCAGCCCAUGGCUCUGCCCACGAGCAGAUAGUCUCAGCCUAGGUGAGCACGUGGCUUUCUCUUCCUCUGACUUUGACAUCUCCUUUCUUGCUUCCUUCACCUUCUUUCACCUUCUUCCUGCCGGCUGGUCCCUGUGGGCCGACAACUUGGUUGUACUGGCUGCUGGAAUCCAAGACUCAGCCAGCGUGGGUUCUGAGUGGGAGCCUGGGUCAUCCACUCAGGAGGGUUGGCUAGCACUGUUCGUUCUGGAUUUCCCAGGACUGCCCUAUCCUGUGCCUCUGACUGCUGAGCCAUGGAAAACCCAUCCUGAUACCAUGUCAGGAUCCACUUAUGGUUCAGUUGGAAGAAUGAUGACCUUCUUAAAGGCAGUGGCAUUUGUUUCCUUUACACUUCGGAAACAUUUUGGCAUGGUGGACGAAGUUAGUCCUCAGUAG
Molecule: messenger RNA, 654 nt
Organism: Rangifer tarandus platyrhynchus (Svalbard reindeer)
Lineage: Eukaryota; Metazoa; Chordata; Mammalia; Artiodactyla; Cervidae
Source: the annotation of a GenBank genome assembly